GUUUAUAGAUAGAUAACUAUAUGAUAGAAAUGAUGUCAGAAAACAUGAAUUCUAAACCAGUGGUUGUAAUGAUAUUCCCUUUUUAUCUAUUUAUUUAUUUUGUCCUACUUUAACAUAUGAGAAAAUCCUUUAGAUGUCAGAAAUAGAAGAGCAUGUGGCUAGACUAUUGUCAAGUACAAAGCGAUUAUUAGAAAUACUGAAUGGAUGGUCUUGUGGAAAUAUAAACCAACAAGAUAUAUAUGAGGAAUAUAAUAUAUUGGAAACUUAUUUCAUGGCUGCCACACGCGCCUUUGAGUCUUGUUCAGUGUCCACAAGGUAAUAGGAUAAAUUUGGAUUUUGAUCUGAUUUGGUCUAUAGUGAUAUGCAUUAUUUGCCCGAAGAAUUACGUACUUGCUUAAAAGAGGUAUUGGAGAAGGAGCCUUCUUUAACAACACUAGAGCAACAUUUGCCUGCUAUUCGUGAUAUCAUCAUGAGACUAUUACAAGGCUUAAAAGCCAAACAGUCUUUACUGCGAGAUAAAGAAUUCCCUGUCUAUCUGAAAAGUGGAGAUCGUAUCAAGAAAUGUACACUUCAAAAUAGUCAUUUAUCGAUAGCGUCAAUUCAGCAAUUGUUUAUGACUACAUUUGAUGUCGAUCUAUCCACUGUUUAUAUUCUAGAUCCUACUACCAACAUUGAAUAUGAGCUUGAAGAUGUACAAGACAUUCAACCUUAUUCUGUAUUGUCUAUAAAAGCAACACAUCAUACAUUACAACAAUUACAUAGCUUAUUUGAUGAUUUCUUACAACAAUCAGCCCAUACAUUAACAAAAGAAACUGAACUCAAUCAACUUAAACAAGAAUUAACACAACUUAAGCAAUCCUAUGCUCAACUCAAGACAGAACAUGAUGCCUCAGACAAUCGAAAAAUCCACCAGGAAAUCAGCAAGAGCAAAGAUAUCACACAAAAAGCAGCCACGUUAAUGACAACACGGCUGGAAGAAUUACAAGACACGAUUGAUCAGCUGAAAUCGGAUGUAACACAGCGUCGAUGUCGUCCUUCCAAACACCAAUUGACACAGUGUCAACAAGUGUCUGAUAGACUGAUGCAUGAAAUGAAACAACUAGAGUCACGUAUCAAGACAUGUAAGCCUCUUUGGAAAAAGACGUGGGAAUUGGAAUUACAACAGAUUGUGAAAGAACAACAGUUUCUUAAAGAACAAGAAGCCCUUGUGGCUGAUUUAAAAGAAGACCAUAAGGCAUUAAUAGACGUAUUAGGACAACUUCAUAAAAUAUCAGAAAUACAGGAACGAAAGAAACAACUUGGUAUGCCUAUUCAGAAGGAACAAGAUGAAGAAGAGGAAGGCAUGAUUAAAGUAUUGCAACAAGUUUCUCAUCUUCAUGUGGACCAUCAUCAAAGAAUGAAAGCAUUGGGUGAAAUAGAAACUAAAAUCAAGUCCAAGAAACAAACAGUAGACGAAUUUGAGAGAGAAUUGACAGAUUUCAUUGGAUUCAGUAAAUUAAAGAAUAUUGGAGGAACAGAAAAUGUGGACAAACAAAGGCAAGAGAAAGAUAAAGCCAUGAUUCAACAAUUAUUCACGCAUAAACAAUAAACAAAAAGAACAAAAUGGAUCAUUAAGGAAGACAUGUGUGACCCUUAUUCUAUGAUGACGUUAAGUUGAAAUUUCCAUUUGUGGGUUGACAUGGAAUAUAUAUAAAACCUUCCUU
This is a messenger RNA of Gilbertella persicaria, 1703 nucleotides long. Its product is annotated as actin interacting protein 3-domain-containing protein. Gene Ontology annotation, biological process: establishment of cell polarity. Gene Ontology annotation, molecular function: cytoskeletal regulatory protein binding. The transcript is spliced from 3 exons. Gene Ontology annotation, cellular component: cell tip; cytoplasm. NCBI's taxonomy places the organism in Eukaryota, Fungi, Mucoromycota, Mucoromycetes, Mucorales, Choanephoraceae. The record is from RefSeq and is a predicted model, not a curated record. The coding region runs from base 362 to 1588 and encodes 408 amino acids.